CCAGCAGCUCCUCGGGCACGCGUAUACUGCGCUUCCGGGCAAUCUCCGCCCCCGCAUGGCCUUCUGGGAGUUGUAGUUCGGUCGCGAGCGCUGCCGUCGGGAGGCUGCUUCGAGGUUCGAGGCUGUGCCCCGCGACCCCGCCUUCGGCGCUCGGCUCGCAGGAUGGAUCCCGUACCCGGGACAGACUCGGCGCCGCUGGCUGGCCUGGCCUGGUCGUCGGCCUCUGCACCCCCGCCGCGGGGGUUCAGCGCGAUCUCCUGCACCGUCGAGGGGGCACCCGCCAGCUUUGGCAAGAGCUUCGCGCAGAAAUCUGGCUACUUCCUGUGCCUUAGUUCUCUGGGCAGCCUAGAGAACCCGCAGGAGAACGUGGUGGCCGAUAUCCAGAUCGUGGUGGACAAGAGCCCCCUGCCGCUGGGCUUCUCCCCCGUCUGCGACCCCAUGGAUUCCAAGGCCUCUGUGUCCAAGAAGAAACGCAUGUGUGUGAAGCUGUUGCCCCUGGGAGCCGCGGACACGGCUGUGUUUGAUGUCCGGCUGAGUGGGAAGACCAAGACAGUGCCUGGAUACCUUCGAAUAGGGGACAUGGGCGGCUUUGCCAUCUGGUGCAAGAAGGCCAAGGCCCCCAGGCCAGUGCCCAAGCCCCGAGGUCUCAGCCGGGACAUGCAGGGCCUCUCUCUGGAUGCAGCCAGCCAGCCAAGUAAGGGCGGCCUCCUGGAGCGGACACCGUCAAGGCUGGGCUCUCGGGCAUCCACUCUGCGGAGGAAUGACUCCAUCUACGAGGCCUCCAGCCUCUAUGGCAUCUCAGCCAUGGAUGGGGUUCCCUUCACACUCCACCCACGAUUUGAGGGCAAGAGCUGCAGCCCCCUGGCCUUCUCUGCUUUUGGGGACCUGACCAUCAAGUCUCUGGCGGACAUUGAGGAGGAGUAUAACUACGGCUUCGUGGUGGAGAAGACCGCGGCUGCCCGCCUGCCCCCCAGCGUCUCAUAGUCCCUCACCCUUCCGCGGAAAGAGCCCCCUUACUCCACCUCCCCGCCAGCCUGGGGCCACCCCCCCUCACUGCAUCCUGGGAACCUUCGCCCUGCAAGGCGUUUGCUAUCUUCAGCCACUGGGCGGAGCUGCAGCCCUGGAGGAGGGGGCGGGUCGAGGCUGCGUGGUGAUGGGGUCUCCGCCUCCACGCCCUGCCGGGCAGGGCUGGAGCUGGACAGAAGCCAGUGCCUUUAAGUCAUUUGUGUCAAAACCCUCUGGGGUCCGGAGGCUGUGCGGGUGUCCUCCUGGCAAUAAACACUACAUGGUUCUCGC
Messenger RNA from Pan troglodytes (chimpanzee), 1296 nucleotides. RefSeq names its product multivesicular body subunit 12A (gene MVB12A). The transcript is spliced from 9 exons. Gene Ontology annotation, cellular component: ESCRT I complex; cytosol. Gene Ontology annotation, biological process: virus maturation; endosome to lysosome transport via multivesicular body sorting pathway; regulation of epidermal growth factor receptor signaling pathway. NCBI's taxonomy places the organism in Eukaryota, Metazoa, Chordata, Mammalia, Primates, Hominidae. The record is from RefSeq and is a predicted model, not a curated record. Bases 163 to 984 code for a protein of 273 amino acids.